CCCCCCAGUUCGCCCCCCUAAUGCAAUGGUUUCUCCCAAACUCAUCGCUCUAAUCUAACCAACCGACACUCUUGGUCUUCUUUCCUGACUCCUCCCUCUCCAACUCCCAUCCUCUUUGUGUUGAUGGUACCUGGAGAGUAUAGUCAUGGCCACCUUUAGCUCUUCAGGGCCUUCGUGCCGCGAUCUGGACAACACAAUGCGCGUGGAUGCGGGUUCAUGUCGCGGGGGAUUUGACUUUACGCUCUUGUUCGAGGAGACGAUCCUCACACUUCUGCCCAUUGCAUUGAUUUCGAUUGUGGUUCCAUUUCGGAUGUGGCAGCUUUCACAAGAACGGCGCAAAGUUUCGGAAUCAUGGUUGCUUCCGCUCAAACUUGCUGCAUGGUUGUUUUUUAUUGGACUUGGAAUUGCGCAGACUGCCCUAUGGGCUUUACCCGCCGCUGACAGAACAAAAGCUUCCAUUGCGACCAAUGCUGUGCUCACCGUUGGAGCUCUAAUGCUCGGCACUCUCUCUUAUGCGGAGCACACGCGGUCUGUCCGACCUUCAUUCCUUUUAAACAUAUACCUGCUCUGCAGCCUACUUUUCGAUAUCGCGCGGGCCAGAACACUAUGGUUCAGGGCUACGGAUGGAUUUAAUGAGGUCAUUUCAAUCGUCACUAUCGUCGCAGUGGGAGGCAAAUUGCUUCUUGUGAUUUUGGAAGCUGUUGAAAAGCGUCAUAUUCUGAAGAAUGAGUUUUCUGGGUACCCGCCAGAGGCUACCGCGGGCUUCUACAACCGAUGCUUCUUUUGGUGGUUGAACCCGCUAUUCAAGAACGGCUUCAGCAACGUUUUGUCGGUGGAAGACUUGUUCGUCUUGGACAAGGAAUUGAGCUCCGAGAGACUUCUAGCUAUGUUUGAGGAGAGGUGGAGCAAAGUGAAAUCGAAAUCUCCCAACACGUUACAGUUUGAAUCAUUCAAGGCCGCAAAAUCACCACUUUUGGCCGCUGUUCCAGCUCGCGCAUGUGUCGUUGCUUUCAACUUCUGCCAGCCCUUACUUCUGACUCGAUCGCUGUCUUUCUUCGAUGAGCCCGUGAACAAUGCCACGAAUAACAUCGGAUAUGGACUGAUCGGCGCUUAUAUUCUGGUCUACACUGGCUUAGCUGUCUCAAUGGGCCAAUACCAGCACAACACGUAUCGUGGUAUUACCAUGGUCCGCGGUAUCCUGGUUACAAUGCUCUACAAAAAAGCUAGCAGUCUCACUCUCAACGAAGCCGACCCCGCCAACUCGCUCACUUUGAUGAGCGCCGAUGUUGAACGGAUUACUCAGGGCUGGCAAACCAUGCACGAAAUCUGGGCCAACUCCGCCGAAAUCGGUCUGGCUAUUUAUCUCCUCGAGCGCCAGCUUGGGAUCUCCUGCGUUGUUCCAGUCUGUGUCGCUCUGGUUGCGUUGGUUGGAUCUCUCAUCGGGAUGUCUUUCGUGGUUUCUAGACAAGCCAAGUGGCUCGAAGCCAUUGAACGACGCAUUUCGUCUACUUCCGGAAUGCUAGGAUCCAUCAAGGGUGUUAAGAUGCUUGGCCUGCAAGAUUCGUUUAUGAAAUUUGUGCAUGGCCUGCGAAUCGACGAGCUUGAUAUCUCCAAGAAGUUCCGUACACUUCUAGUGUAUAACAUGGGCUUUGGGUGGUUGACUCGCAUCUUCGCGCCGAUCUUCACUUUUGGCGUAUAUGUUGCCAUCUCUGAUUCAACGUUGAAUGUCUCCCGAGUUUUCACCUCCCUGUCACUCUUUUCACUGCUGGCAGAUCCCCUGCUUACGCUCGUUAUGGCUUUGAUGUCUUUUGCCGGGUCGGUCGGAUCAUUCGCUCGCAUUCAGGAGUUCCUUGACAAGAAGGAUCACUCUGACCAGCGACGCAGUGCUCCUCGGAUUCCUUCUCUCGAGGAUCUUGGCAAGGCCAAGCUCCUCUCCAAGUCUGGUGAUCUGGAUGUUUGCUCGAGCAACUCCGGGUCUGUUGAGUCUUUGAAGCGCGGUUCAACCUCGUCUUUCUCCGCCAAUGCCGCUAUAAUCCAAAACGGUACAUUUGGAUGGGAUGCCGAAAAGGAGCCCGUCCUGAAGGAUAUCAACCUCACGGUUCCUCGUGGCAGCUUCACUAUGCUUAUUGGACCUUCUGGCUGUGGCAAAUCAACUCUGCUCAAGGCUCUUUUGGGUGAGAUUCGAUGUGAAGAGGGCAAGGUCGAAUUGACAUCACCAAGCGUGGCGUUCUGCGAUCAGACGCCAUGGCAUAUGAACGCGACCAUCAAGGACAGCAUCGUCUCCAUGUCGGAGUAUGACCCUAAAUGGUAUUCCUCCGUGAUUCAAGCAUGUGCGCUGGAAGAAGAUCUCUCACAAUUUCCUCGUGGAGACCGAAGUGUCAUUGGAAGCAAAGGUGUUGCUCUCAGUGGUGGUCAAAGCCAACGUAUUGCGCUUGCCCGCGCAGUCUAUGCCCGAAGAAAGAUUAUUAUUCUAGAUGACGCGCUGAGUGGCCUUGAUGCCACAACUGAGAGUCACAUUUUCCACAAUCUCUUCGGAAACAUGGGCCUCUUGAGAGAAAUCGGCACAUCUGUCAUCGUCGCUUCAUCAUCUGUUAAACGUCUGCCCUACUCUGAUCAUAUCGUUGUAUUGGAUAAGACCGGUUGCAUCGCUGAGCAAGGUAGCUUCAGCGCACUCAACAAGACUGGCGGAUACGUCUCCAGCUUUGAUCUGGGUGCACCGGACUGGGACUAUAAGCCGAAGAGGUACUCUGCGUCCCCGAGCUAUAGCACUGUCGACUCUGUGGAGAAGGAGAAAGAGACUAUCAUCCCUGAGCCUGAGAAACGCGAUAUGGGGGGUGAUCUUUCCAUCUAUACCUACUAUGUUGACGCAAUCGGGUGGCUUCCUGCCCUCGUCUUCAUGGUUUCCAUGGCCAUCUUUGUCUUCAGCAUCUCGUUCCCCAGUAUCUGGUUGAAGUGGUGGGCCAACUCCGACACUGCAGAGCCCAAGCAACAUGUCGGUUAUUACCUUGGUAUAUAUGUUAUGCUUGGCUGCGUCGCCAUGAUUGCCUUGAUCGUGAGCUGCUGGGAAAUGAUCAUUACCAUGGUCCCCAAGUCUGGUGAGAGUUUCCACCGCAAGUUGUUACAGACUGUCCUUAGUGCCCCAAUGCUCUUUUUUUCGACAACGGACAGUGGCAAUAUCCUCAACCGAUUCAGUCAGGACCUGCAACUCAUCGACAUGGAACUUCCCAUUGCUGCGAUCAACACCGUCGCCACUUUCUUCCUCUGCCUUGCCCAGAUGGCACUUAUCGGCGUUGGCUCUAAGUAUGCCGCAAUCUCAUUCCCCUUCGUCCUGGGACUUCUAUUCCUCAUUCAGAAGAUGUAUUUGCGCACUUCUCGGCAACUGCGUUACUUGGACCUUGAAGCUAAAGCUCCCUUGUACUCACAUUUCACCGAUUGUCUGCAGGGCCUCGUUACACUUCGGGCCUUUGGCUGGCAGCACGGCAUGGAGAUGAAAAACAUCGAGCUUUUGGAUUACUCGCAACGGCCAUUCUACUUUAUGUUUGCAAUUCAGCGCUGGUUGACACUAUCUCUGGAUCUUGUCGUCGCGGGUAUUGCCGUACUGCUAAUUGUUUUGGUCGUCGUCCUCCGUGGGACCAGUCUGGGUGCCGGAUCCGUUGGUGUCGCCCUUCUCAACGUCAUCCAGUUCAGUCAGAGCAUCAAGCUCCUGGUAACCUUCUGGACCAACUUGGAAACCCAUAUUGGCUCUAUCCUGCGUGUGAAAGACUUCACCCAGAAUGUGGAGUCUGAGGACCAACCUGGAGAGGAUGGUGAAAUCCCCCCCAACUGGCCAUCAAACGGCGCAGUGACAUUCCAUUCAGUAUCUGCGGCCUACAGACCUUCAGAGCCGGUUCUCAAUGAUGUGUCUCUAUCCGUUGCAGCAGGUGAAAAAGUUGGCAUUUGUGGACGUACAGGAAGCGGCAAAACUUCGAUGAUCAUGAGCAUUUUCCGGAUGAUUGAAUUGACUAGCGGUAUCAUUACCGUGGACGGUGUCGAUAUCACCAGUCUGCCUCGCCGCGAAAUUCGCUCACGCAUCAAUGGAGUCUCACAGGACUCGCUACUGUUCAAGGGCAGCGUUCGUCUCAAUGCCGACCCAACCGGCUCGCGCACCGACCAAGACAUUCACAACGCGCUCAAGAGCGUACAGCUUCUCCCUGUGAUCCUUGAGAAGGGCGACCUCGACACGGACAUGGAUGAGAUUCACUUGUCGCACGGCCAAAAACAGCUCUUCUGUCUCGCACGCGCACUCCUUCGCCAGGGCAACAUCCUCAUCCUCGACGAGGCAACCAGCAACAUCGACGCGAAAACGGAUGAUAUCAUGCAACGCGUUAUUCGCGAGAAAUUCUGCAACCACACCAUCAUCGCGGUCGCGCACAAGCUCGACACCAUCCUCGACUUUGACCGCGUCGUGGUGCUCGACGCCGGCCGGAUCGUCGAGACCGGGGAGCCUUACACGUUACUCGCAGACCCCAGGUCGCACUUCGGUCGACUAUAUGCGAGCUCCGUGACGACUGAGGACGCGCAAUAGGUAGAUCUAAUCAUUGCGAUCCUCCGGCUCCGCUGGAUUUUGAUUCUUCCCCCCAUUUCCUUUCUUGAUUGCACUACACAGACUCAGCAUCUGACCUCUAUCGACCAUGGUCAAGUUUGCUUUGGCGCGUUUGUCGAUUUUCACUCAUUCGCGGUACAUAUCGACGUCGGCAUGCUAAUUUAGUUUCCCUGGCGCUGCUGAUUAUAUGCUCUUUGUUCUUUGUCCUUGUGAUUUGAUCCUUUUCUCGACUCUCGUUCAUUCCAGUUGCAAGUCUGGUUACUUCUUACUCUCGUUGACUCCCUUUGGCAUUUUUAUUUUUGCUGUGCCUGUGACAGAUGAAAUUUGGUGGCUUGUCUAUAAUUCGGCCCACUGGUGCUCGUACGAUUUUACACUUAAUGAUAAUCGGGAAACGACUUGAAU
This is a messenger RNA of Penicillium brasilianum, 4984 nucleotides long. NCBI's taxonomy places the organism in Eukaryota, Fungi, Ascomycota, Eurotiomycetes, Eurotiales, Aspergillaceae. The record is from the annotation of a GenBank genome assembly.